GGGAGGAGAACACUGUUAUUACCAGGGCCAGAUCCGAGGAAACCCUGUCUCAUUUGUUGCCCUGUCAACAUGCCAUGGACUCCAAACAAUGUCAAAAACCAAUGGGGAAAAACCUGAUUUUCCCAUUCGACAGUAUUCUAGUUUGCUUACUACUGCUCUGAAGACACUGACCGAGAGCAUCUUGAGGAAGAAAGGGUUUGUUUCACCUAAAGGCUGUAGUCCAUCCAUCCGUCAUAAAGGAAAGUCAGAGCAGGGACUCAAGGCAGGAACCAGAACUACGGAGGAGCACUCUUUUCUGGUGGGAUGUUCUAUGAUGGAAACCACACAUAUCUCAUUGAGCCAGAAGAAAAUGAGAAGUCUCAAGAGGCGUCUCAUUGUCACUCCGUGUACAAAUCCAGACAGUUUGAAUUUCCCUUGGAUGACCUUCCGUCCGAAUUUCAACGCGUAAACAUUACUCCCCCUCAGUUUAUUUUGAAGCCAAGACUAAAGAGGAGGAAAAGACAGCUUCUUCGAUUUCCUCGGAAUGUAGAGGAGGAAACCAAAUACAUCGAACUGAUGAUCGUGAAUGAUCAUCUCAUGUUUAAAAAGCACCGGCUUUCUGUUGUCUAUACUAAUACCUAUGCGAAGUCUGUGGUGAACAUGGCAGAUGUGAUCUAUAAAGACCAACUCAAAACUAGGAUUGUAUUGGUUGCCAUGGAAACCUGGGCUGCUGACAACAAGUUUGCCAUAUCUGAAAACCCACUGAUUACCCUACGUGAGUUCAUGAAAUACAGGAGGGAUUUUAUCAAGGAGAAGGCUGAUGCAGUUCAUCUUUUCUCGGGCAGUCAAUUUGAGAGUAGCCGGAGCGGGGCAGCUUAUAUUGGUGGGAUUUGCUCGCUGCUGAGAGGAGGAGGCGUGAAUGAAUUUGGAAAAACGGAUUUAAUGGCAGUUACCCUCGCUCAGUCAUUAGCCCACAAUGUCGGUAUAAUCUCCGACAAAAGAAAACUAGCAAGUGGUGAGUGUAAAUGCGAGGACACCUGGUCUGGGUGCAUAAUGGGAGACACAGGCUACUAUCUCCCGAAAAAGUUCACUCAAUGCAACGUCGAGGAAUAUCAUGACUUCCUGAAUAGUGGUGGAGGUGCCUGCCUGUUCAACAAGCCUUCCAAGCUUCUUGAUCCUCCUGAGUGUGGAAACGGCUUCAUUGAAACCGGAGAGGAGUGUGAUUGUGGCACCCCUGCAGAAUGUGCCCUUGAAGGAGCAGAGUGUUGUAAGAAAUGCACCUUGACCCAGGAUUCUCAAUGCAGUGAUGGCCUCUGUUGUAAAAAGUGCAAGUUUCAGCCUCUGGGGACCGUGUGCCGAGAGGCAGUGAACGACUGUGACAUUCGUGAAAUAUGUUCAGGAAAUUCGAGCCAGUGUGCCCCCAAUGUGCAUAAAAUGGAUGGAUAUUCAUGUGAUGGUACUCAGGGAAUUUGCUUUGGAGGAAGAUGUAAAACCAGAGAUAGACAAUGCAAAUACAUCUGGGGGCAAAAGGUGACAGCAUCUGACAGGUACUGCUAUGAGAAACUGAACAUUGAGGGGACGGAGAAGGGUAACUGUGGGAAAGACAAGGACACGUGGACACAGUGCAACAAACGGGAUGUACUUUGUGGUUACCUCCUGUGCACAAACAUUGGCAACAUCCCACGGCUCGGGGAGCUUGAUGGUGAGAUCACAUCCACAUUGGUUGUGCAGCAAGGAAGAACAUUAAACUGCAGUGGCGCGCAUGUUAAACUUGAAGAAGAUGUGGAUCUCGGCUAUGUGGAAGAUGGGACGCCCUGUGGUCCUCAGAUGAUGUGCUUGGAACACAGAUGUCUUCCUGUGGCUUCCUUCAACUUCAGUACUUGCUCCAGCAGUAAAGCAGGCACCGUGUGCUCAGGAAAUGGAGUUUGCAGCAAUGAGCUCAAGUGUGUGUGCAACAGGCACUGGACAGGGGCUGACUGCAGCACCCACUUUCCUCACAAUGACGAUGCAAAGACUGGCAUCACCCUGUCUGGUAAUGGUGUUGCUGGCACUAAUAUCAUAAUAGGAAUAAUUGCCGGUACCAUUUUAGUGCUGGCCCUCAUCUUAGGAAUAACUGCCUGGGGUUAUAAAAACUACCGAGAACAGAGACAGUUACCCCAGGGAGAUUAUGUAAAAAAGCCUGGCGAUGGCGACUCUUUUUAUAGCGACUUUCCUCCCGGAGGCAGCACAAACUCAGCAUCUAGUUCUAAGAAGAGGUCAAAUGGACUCUCUCAUUCUUGGAGUGAAAGGAUUCCAGACACAAAACAUAUUUCAGACAUCUGUGAAAAUGGGAGACCUCGCAGUAACUCCUGGCAAGGUAACAUGGGAGGCAACAAAAAGAAAAUCAGAGGGAAAAGAUUUAGACCUCGAUCUAACUCAACUGAGAGGGAGCCCCAAGCACCCGAGCCUGGGCACUCCCUCGCCCAGACAAUCCCAUCCCAAGGCAUAAGCCCAGGGGGCUCUGACAGCCCCCAGACAGGGAGUCUGGAUCACAGGUAUUUAAACCCAUGGUUCAAAAGAGACUAUAAUGUAGCUAAGUGGGUAGAAGAUGUGAAUAAAAACACUGAAGGACCGUACUUUAGCUCCCAAGAUGGCCCACAUCAACAAGACAGGACCCUGUCACCUGCCAAGUCUCCUUCUUCAUCAACUGGGUCUAUUGCCUCCAGCAGAAAAUACCCAUACCCAAUGCCUCCGCUUCCUGACGAGGGAAAGACAGUGGGCCGUCAGAGCGCCAGGCUAUGGGAGACAUCCAUUUAAGAACAGCUGUUUACACGUGACACAUCGAAACUGUUUACUUCUACUUUUAUAGAAAUCCCACCACCUGCAACCACUGCAAAUCUAUCUGCUC
Molecule: messenger RNA, 2866 nt
Organism: Mus caroli (Ryukyu mouse)
Lineage: Eukaryota; Metazoa; Chordata; Mammalia; Rodentia; Muridae
Source: RefSeq, a predicted model, not a curated record